UUGCAGCGUCGCAGCAAAUCACGACCAGAGCCUUGUCGGCCCGACCUCUGUGCCUCUGUGCUGCAUGAUGCGAGCAAGAUCGCUCUGUGGUGGCCCAGUCCGUAGCCAUUUUGGCUCAAGCGCGCGCCAGCACCCACAGCAGAAGCCGCCCCGCCGCUCCGCGGCGCUUUCUGCGCCGCCAUGGCGCCCGGCGGGCAGAAGGCCGCCUCCGUCGGCGCGGUCCUGGAAGGCCUGUUGGACCGGGAGUCGUCCUCUGGCGUCUGCGGCGUCGUCUGCCUCGACCACCGAGGAUUCACCGUGGGCCAGCGGGGCGACCUCGUGCCCGCCCAGGCAUCGCGCUUGGCCGACAUCGCCACGGAUUGCGCGCAGCUGAAGCCAGGCGCGGCACAGCCACCUCUGGUGGUUGUUGAGACCACCAUGCGGACGAUCUCGAUCGCAACCCGUGAUGACUUGAUUGUGGCCGUCACCCGCAAGCCCGCGGAGCGCUGAGCGGACGCCAGCGCGGGCAGGCUGCGGCUUUCGGGUGCGAGCUCGGGCUGCUCGCAGCGACGACGACGGUGACGAUGAUGAUGUGAUGCUUGGUGGCGAUGACGAUCACGAGGGUGAGAUCGGGCCCGGCCGCCAGAGGCAUCACGUUGUUCCUCCUCCUCGCCCUCCUCUUCCUCCUUCUCCCCCUCUUCCUCCUUCUCCUCAUCCUCAUCCUCUUCCUCCUC
This is a messenger RNA of Prorocentrum cordatum, 713 nucleotides long. The record is from the annotation of a GenBank genome assembly. Lineage: Eukaryota; Dinophyceae; Prorocentrales; Prorocentraceae.